Messenger RNA from Labeo rohita (rohu), 1500 nucleotides. RefSeq lists its product as uncharacterized. Lineage: Eukaryota; Metazoa; Chordata; Actinopteri; Cypriniformes; Cyprinidae. The transcript has 6 exons. The coding region runs from base 107 to 1225 and encodes 372 amino acids. The record is from RefSeq and is a predicted model, not a curated record.
GCUUUCUCAAGAAAACCACGUGACUAGGAAGGUUUGAUAAGACUCCAUCAUCAGUACGCUGAAUCAGUGCUGUUGUAGUUUAGACGCGGUCAGAAACAACAUCACUAUGAGGAACAAUAUCUUCCCUUUUUGGGUUUUAUUACUCGUGAACGCUGUGUUUGGUGUUGAUGCAGAUGAAGUGUCAGUGUCAGUGAUGGUGGGAGAUUCUGUCACUCUACGUACUGAUGUUACUGAAAUACCGAAGGACAGUAAGAUAAUAUGGAAGUUCGGUAAUGAAAUCAUAGCUAAAAUGAAUGAAGCAGAUGGAGGAAAUCCCUCUACGAAUGAUGGCCCUGGUGCGAUAUUCAAAGACAGACUCAAGCUGGACAAACAGACUGGAUCUCUGACCAUCACAAACAUCAAAACUGAACAUGUUGGACAUUAUAGUGUAGACAUCAAGAGCACAGAUGCAAAAUUGAAGACAUUCCAAGUCACUGUCCGUGAUGAUGUGGAGUCUUUGUCAGUGAUGGAGGGAGAUACUGUCACUCUACAUACCAGUAUUACUAAUAUAAAAAGAGAUGAUCAGAUACUGUGGAAGCUUGAAGAUCAAGUCAUCCCUUUUGCUCACUUAAAUGGCCCUGAUGAUGCAAGAUGGAGAAACAUUCGUCUGAACGAUCAGACCCGUGACCUCGUCAUCAGCAACAUCCGAAGCGAUCAGUCUGGAGUUUAUAAAGUGGAGAUCAACACCAUCAGCAUGGUCUUGCACAGAAAAUUCCAUAUUGCUGUUGGUGGUGCGUUUAGUGUUGAGACAGAUGGAGUGAAGUCACUAUCAGUGAUUGAGGGACAGUCUGUCAUUCUACACACUCGCAUUACUGAUAUACCAGAAGAUGAUGUGAUCGAGUGGACGUUUGGACCUCAAAAGUCUUCUGUAGUAAAAACCGACAGAGUGAACAAAAUUCUAUUAUAUAAUGAAGAUGACACAAAAUUUACAGACAAACUGCAACUCAGUAUUAAAACUGGAGAUCUCACCAUCAAAAACAUAGGCACUGAAGCUUCUGGACUUUAUCAGCUAAAGAUAAUCAAACAUACAUAUACCAUAGAGAAGAGCUUCAGUGUCACUGUCAGUGAAACAUCAGGUGCUGCAUCAGGGAUAUGUAGUGCUGGUAUUGGUCUGGUGGUUUGGGCUCUAACUGUUUUUGUUUUUGCUGCAAGUAUAAACAAAGGUGUUUCAGUGAAUAUAAAGUGAAUCAAUCUCAGGAUCUGCAUGGACAAUGAGGAGAAUCAGUGGAAACCACAACAGUUAUAAUCACUAUAACAAUAUAAACAUGGGCUUUGCAUGCCUUACUGAUCAGUGUAAUUAAAAUUCAUCUUUAUUCUUUUUUCCAGUGUAAUGUGGAUUUUUUUUUAAGUAUGAUAUUUGUUUUAUUUUUAUUUUUUUGUUUUAAAUAUUUGUCAUAAAUCAGGCUUUUUUUUGCCUCAUGUUAGACUACUAGAACAAAGGGGAACAUUGUAAAAAUCAUA